This is a messenger RNA of Cynoglossus semilaevis (tongue sole), 3264 nucleotides long. RefSeq names its product endothelin receptor type B-like. The coding region runs from base 1006 to 2358 and encodes 450 amino acids. Gene Ontology annotation, cellular component: plasma membrane. The transcript has 8 exons. Gene Ontology annotation, molecular function: endothelin receptor activity. The record is from RefSeq and is a predicted model, not a curated record. Gene Ontology annotation, biological process: vasoconstriction; enteric nervous system development; developmental pigmentation. NCBI's taxonomy places the organism in Eukaryota, Metazoa, Chordata, Actinopteri, Pleuronectiformes, Cynoglossidae.
GGACACAUAGGCUCUGAUGGUCCACUGCUGCCUCCUGUGGUCAGUCUGUAUCACUGAUGUAAAUCAGGACAAACUAUUUCAAGGACCAAAUCUGCAAAAUAUCCAAUUUGGACUCACCAACACAGGCAGCGGUCGACGAAACCACAACUUAACCCUUUUGGGUGCUGUGAUGUUAAUUGGCUUAUUUUCUCAAUGAACUUCGGUGUGUUGAACUUAACAGUUUACAAAGCAUCACUUUAAAGUUUCCCUCUCCCUACAGCAGCUUUAAUGUGACAAUAAAAGUUCACUCACUUCAUGUUUGACUGUUUAUGGGUUGUUCCACUGUAAAAGACAGAAGGAGGAGGAGCUGGAGGAGCAGGAGGGGCAGGAGUGGAGGGUCUCUAUAACAUACUCAGACUCCCAAUCUAGAGACAGAAGGAAAGAGACAGAGGAGGAGAUGAGCAUUAACAACCAUCAGAGAGAGAGAGAUAAACCUGAGCAGGAUCUUCAGUCUUCUUCUCCCUGUUCUUCUCUGGAGCAGGAGGUCUGAUCUAAGAACCAGGCGUAGACUCAAGAAUCUCAGCAGACCUUCGGACUUGCAACUGCUCAGUCCUCAACUCUGAAACUUCUAGGACCUUCUCAGGGGUUUUUCCCCCAUCACUGAUCCUGCAGUUCCCUAUCGAUGUUGAAGAUUUAGAAAAUUUCUCUGUGGAUAGAGAUAAAAGGGUUUUGUUGCAGCUAAAAACAUAUAUUUUUGUUUUAGACCAAAAAGCUUUUGAGAAUAUUACCUCAGACCUGCUCUGGAAUCAGGUACUGUUAUUUUCAGACUGAAAUCCUUAGGACAGUUCAGUAGUCCACUGCUUCGACUUUACUAAAGUAAUAGUAAAGAAAGAUAGUAAAUAGUAAAUACUAAAAAAAAAAAAAAAAAAGGAUACAAGGUCAGGAUCAGGUUCAGUGACGUCACAAACAUUACUUCUCAACCAAAUUUCUGAACAAGAUCCUGAGUUUGUGCGGUCCAGGACCAGGAUGCUCACCAUGGUACUGCUGCCUAUCUGGUGUUUGCUGUUCCCUUCUCCGUCUAGUGGCACCAGUAACUUUUCACAAGUAUCUACGUCAGACCUGUUGAUGUCAGACCUGCCAGACUUCCACAGCACAGAUUCACCUGGAUUUGAGCCUCUCCUGCAGACCUCACACCUUGAGAAACCAAACCUGGUCCAAGAGACAGAUUCCCUACUGGGAAAAACAGAGCAUGCAGUCAAGUUGAAACACCUAAAACCUGAAAAACAUCCUCAUUUGUCGAACUCCAACUCAUCCGCCUCUGUUCGUACUUCGCUCCCUACCUGCACUCAGGAGAUAUCAAUAAAAACAGCCUUCAAGUAUAUAAACACUGUGAUGAGCUGUGUGAUAUUUGCGGUGGGAAUGAUUGGGAAUGCCACACUGCUCCGGAUCAUCUACCAAAACAAAAAUAUGAGGAACGGACCCAACGCUCUCAUUGCCAGUCUGGCAUUAGGAGAUCUGAUCUACAUCGCCAUCGACAUUCCCAUCACCAUCUACAAGCUGCUGGCCAUGCGCUGGCCGUUUUCCGACAGUGUCCUCGGCCUCUUCCUGUGUAAACUCUUCCCAUUCCUUCAGAAAGCUUCAGUGGGAAUCACUGUCCUCAACCUGUGUGCCCUCAGUGUGGACAGGUACCGUGCGGUGGCGUCCUGGUCCCGGGUUCAGGGAACCGGUGUUCCAGUGGUAACAGCGGGGGAGAUCCUGAUGAUCUGGUUGGUGUCUGUUGUCCUGGCCAUCCCUGAGGCCGUUGGUUUCAACAUGGUGGAAUUCCAGUACAAGAAUGCCACCUUGAGGACAUGCAUGCUGCAGCCCACAACAUCCUUCAUGGUGUUCUACCGGGAAGUGAAGGACUGGUGGUUGUUUGGCUUUUACUUCUGUGUUCCUUUGACCUGCUCUGUGGUCUUCUAUGGCCUGAUGACCUGUGAGUUGCUGCGACACCAGAGGGGCAGUCUGAGAAUGUCGCUGAGUGAACACCUGAAACAGCGCAGAGAAGUGGCCAAAACUGUUUUCUGCCUGGUUCUCAUCUUCGCUCUGUGCUGGUGUCCUCUGCAUCUAAGUCGACUGCUGAAGAGAACUUUCUACAAUUCCCAUGAUGCACGGCGCUGUGACCUGUUAAAUUUCCUGCUGGUGUUGGAUUACUUCAGCAUCAACAUGGCCACCAUCAACUCCUGCAUCAAUCCCAUCAUCCUCUACUUCGUCUCCAAGAGGUUCAAGAACUGCUUUAAGUCAUGUCUGUGUUGUUGGUGUUACUCUGGCUCUCUCUCCAACAGCCUGACGCCGCUGCACCACGGGACAAGUCAGCACUACAAACACACUGAGCACUGAGAGAAAAAGAGACGGGGUUGGGGGAGAGAGAGAGAGAGAGAGAGAAAGAGAGAGGGAGAAACAGCCCAUACAGAAUAAACGCCUGCCACCAGGAAUAUAGAAAAAAACAUGAAACAGUUUAUAAAUGUUUUUUUUUUAUCAGCCUCACCACAGUGCAGAGAGAAAAUCAAUUAUUUUAGCUCACACAAACUCAGUAAGUUCUGGUUCACUACUGCCUCCUGUGGUCACUGAGAUAAAUCUAAACAAAGGAUUUCACUUUUGAGCUGAGUGGACCAAGAACUACUGUGUCUCUGUGAACUAUAAGUCACUGAUUUUCUGUAUGGACUUCAGUGCAAAUGAGCAGUUACACAGUGAAUUUUUUUUUAUCUUUUAGUGCAAAGGCCAUGGAAAAAAACAUAUAAAAAAAAAAGUGACUGAAAUCAUUUGUACUUUAGUAGACUAGGCCUCAGAGUUAGGGUCUACAUGUUAUCGUAAUGUAUCUCUUGUUCCCCAUGUAUUUAUUGCACCUUGUCAACUACAGUAUAUAUUUUAUUCAUUAUAUUAUACAGUAUACAUUUUUGUUUAUGAUGCAAACUAAAAAUAAUAAAAACGUGUCGUUCAAAAUUUUUAUUACAUAUUUUCGUGUAAACAUGUUUUCUGCAUCCGUACCCGGGAAUUUAAACGUAACAACGGGCACUACCGCCCUCCGCAGGCAAAGUGUUGUCAUUACACCUCCAUAAAUGGAGCGUUUCAUUGUAGUAGAUUCUCCACUGGGAUCUGAAGAACCUGACUGUGAGGCUGGAUUCAUGCACAACCACUGUGACCUGAAUGCAAAUCAAAUGUUUGUUUUUUGUUUUCCUCGAAAAUCCGUAAGAGACGCAGCAAUAAUAUAAUAAUAAAGUAAUAAUGUAUAAUCUAAUAAUGUAA